AUGGGUCAUAUUGACUCUGUACGUGCCCUGCUUGCGUGCCCAAAGAUUGACAUCAACGUCAAGGAUCUAAAUGGACGGACUGCCCUCAUAUAUGCCUGCUUAAAGGACCGCACAGCUAUCGCUUGUCUCUUGCUCCAACAUCCUGGCAUCAAGGUCAAUUCCCAAGACAACAAUGGACACACUGCACUGUUACUUGCUGCCACAAAGAACUCGCUACAGAUAUUCAAAGGCCUGCUACGCAUUCCUGGACUUGAUCCCGAUUUGAAGGACAGAAGUGGACUUGCAGCAUUAUCCAUCGCGGUACUUCGUGGCCACAACGACAUUGUGAAGGCACUUUUACCUAUAUCCAAUAUCAAGGUGGAUAUCUCAAGCCAUCAUAGUACCAUGAGCCUUGCGCGUGCUACUGCGGAAAGUCAUUUUUCAAUUGUGGAUAUCCUCUUGACAUCAGGCAACAUCAAUCCCAACAUAUACAUAACAGGAUCACAGCAUUUGUACGACUUGAUUCGCAAUCAACUGGGAUGUUCAGCAACAAAUCAUCUCUAUCACGCUGAAGGUAUGACACCGCUGAUUCUUGCUUCAUCUGCAGGUCAUACAGAGGUCGUCAAACGUCUUUUAACCAUACCUGGAAUUGACGUCAAUCUGGGAAAUUGUCCCAGUUUCAACACCGGUGACGAGCCAAUCAUGGAUUCCUUACUCACCGAGAUGGACCUAAAACAGACAUGUUUUGAUUGCAAUGGAAUGACCGCGCUUAUGUUUGCCGCUCGUCAUGGUCAUUUUCAUGUUAUAGAGUGCCUUUUGACAGUCCCAGGGAUUAACGUCAACGGUCAGGAUGGUUUUGGGUCCACGGCUCUCAUCUAUGCUUCAGCAAAUGGUUAUCACUCUGUAGUGGACAUCCUCCUAUGUUUUCCGGGUGUGGAUGUGAACAUGAAAACAAAAUCAAGCGACACAGCCCUUAUAUGGGCAUCUUAUAAUGGACAUCUCAAUGUCGUCAAGCGCUUGUUGGCUGUCCCGGAAAUCGACGUCAAUGCACAACAAUUCAGUGGAUCCACAGCUCUCAUAUGUGCUUCGUUGAGAGGUCAUUGCUCUAUUGUGGACACCCUCCUCGGUUUUCCGGGGGUGGAUGUAUGUAUGCAAACCAAUUCUGGCGACACGGCGCUUAUAUGGGCAUCUUAUAAUGGACAUCUCGAUGUCGUCAAGCGCCUGUUGGCUGUCCCGGAGAUCGACGUCAAUGCACAACAAAUCAAUGGAUCCACAGCUCUCAUAUGUGCUUUGAUGAGUGGUCAUUGCUCUAUUGUGGACACCCUCCUCGAUUUUCCGGGGGUGGAUGUACAUGUGCAAACCAAUUCUAGCGACACAGCGCUUACAUGGGCAUCUGCUAAUGGUCAUCUCGAUGUAGUGAAGCGCCUGUUGUCUGUCCCGGACAUCAACAUUAAUACACAACAAAUCAUUAGGUCCACGGCUCUUAUCUGUGCUUCAGCAAAUAACCAGUGCUCUAUUUUGGACACCAUCCUUCGUGUUCCGGAGGUAGACGUGAAUAUCCAAACCAAACAAGGGGACACAGCCCUUAUGUGGGCAGCUUGUAAUGGUCACACUGACGCUGUUAAACGUCUAUUGGCUGUCCCGGAAAUCAAAGUCAAUAGACAGCAAAACAAUGGAUUCACGGCGCUCAUAUACGCUUGUCAAAGGGGAUACUACUCUAUCGUAGACGCCAUCCUUUGUGUACCUGAGGUGGACAUAGACAUACGGACCAACGAUGGUGACACGGCGCUUAUAUGUGCAGCAUAUCGGGGACACCUCGACAUUGUUAAGCGUCUUUUGUCCAUCCCAGGUGUAAUGGUCAAUGCCCAAAACAAUAAUGGAGUGUCGGUUUUUAUAAGUGCACGAGAGGGGAACUGUGCCGUUGUGGAUGCCAUCCUCUGUCACCCAGAGGCGGAUGUUAAUGUUCAAGACAAAUAUGGCGCUACAGCGCUUAUUUGGGCGUCUCAAAAUGGAGACAUUGACGUAGUCAAACGCCUCUUGGCAGCCCCUGCAAUCGACAUCAAUUUGAAAAGCGUCGCUGGCUAUACAGCACUAUAUUGGGCGCGGAAAAAAGGACACCAGUUUGUUGUCGAUAUGCUCCACUCCCAUAACGAAAUAUCCAUCGUACUAUAG
Messenger RNA from Psilocybe cubensis, 2151 nucleotides. RefSeq lists its product as uncharacterized. Gene Ontology annotation, molecular function: protein binding. NCBI's taxonomy places the organism in Eukaryota, Fungi, Basidiomycota, Agaricomycetes, Agaricales, Agrocybaceae. The coding region runs from base 1 to 2151 and encodes 716 amino acids. The record is from RefSeq and is a predicted model, not a curated record. The transcript is spliced from 2 exons.